UGUCCGCUACGCACAAAAGUAACACCAUACAAAAAAACUAAUAGGGGCCGGAGUAUCAAACUACAAUUCCAUUAUCUAUCUAAUAACGAACGACUAACACCAUGACUAUGAUAAAUUCAAUGGAACCUAGAAAGAAGAAGAAAAGUAAAGAUAAAAAUUAUAUUACACCAGGACCUAUAUAUUCUAAAAAUGAUAUACCUUAUGAUUAUAUGGUAAUCAUUGAUGCAGGAUCAAGUGGUUCAAGAGUUUAUGUAUAUAAUUGGUUAAAUCCAGAGUAUGCUUUGAAAGAUGAAUAUGAAUUAACCAAAACGAAACCAAAGGCUCCGCUAGAUAUUAAUCUUUUUAAACAUUUUGCUUUAGAAAAAUAUGAUACUGAUUCCGAGAGUGAAGAUGAGAAUGAUCAUGAAAAUGAUAAUGAUAGUGAGAAUGAUAAAGAUAAUGAAAGUGAAGGUGAAGGAGAACAGUCAACUAAUAAAGAUUCUAUCAGUACCAACAGUACCGAUUCUCAAAUAAAAUUUCCUAAAAUCAAAUCCAAGAAGAAAUGGCAUCAAAAGAUUAAACCUGGGAUAUCUUCUUUUCAAAUGAGUCCUCAAAAGAUUGGAAAUCAUCAUAUUAAAUAUUUAUUAACUCUUGCUAGUUCGGUAGUGCCUAAAUCUCAACAUUAUCGUACUCCAAUAUUUCUUCAUUCAACAGCUGGUAUGAGAUUAUUAACUCCCACCGAACAACAACAGAUUCUUGGAAAUAUAUGUAGUUAUAUUACUUCUAAUUCUGAUUUUUAUAUCCCUGAUUGUGCAUCUCAUAUCAAUGUUAUAGAUGGUGAUUUCGAAGGGAUUUAUGGUUGGUUAGCUAUUAACUCACUUAAGGGAUCAUUUGAUCAUCCAGAAAUGCAUGAUCAUGGUAAACUGCACUAUACUUAUGGUUUAUUGGAUAUGGGUGGUGCAUCAACACAAGUGGUAUUUCAACCAAAUACAACAGAAAUUGAAGAACACCAAAAGAGCUUAUACCGUAUUAACUUGAACCAAUUACCAGUACUAACGAAUUCAUCGAACUUGGUAGAUUCAAUUACCGAAUCUGAGCCUAAAUCUGAGGGAUCAUAUUAUGAACCAAAACAUCUUGAAUUUAAUAUUUAUUCUGAUUCCUUCUUAGGAUUUGGUAUGUAUCAAGCUCAUACUAGAUACUUAGAAUCUUUACUUGGUACUUAUUUACGUGAUCAUGACGUGACUGAUCAUGAUAAAUAUUAUGGAAAUAUUGGUAAACCUAUGACAGAUCCAUGUUUACCGAAGGGUUAUACAACUACAGCUCAAAUUGGAGAAUUCAAUGUAGAUUUUACAGGUAGUAGUGACUUUCCCAAAUGUCUUGAAAUGAUCUUUCCAGUUAUACUGAAUAGUACUUAUGGCGCAACUCAAAGUGAUAAAACUGAUUGUAAACAAUUUGAGGGUCCAGAUCAAGUUAGUUCAUGUCUCUUAAAUGAUUUAGUCCCUGCUUUCGAUUUUGAUGUUAAUCAUUUUGUAGGCGUUAGUGGAUAUUGGGAAGCAAUUACAAAUUUAUUGUCUUAUGAUAAGUCUACUCGAGAUGAUGACGGUGAAGAUGAAGAAGGUGAAGAUGGCAAAUCAAAAGUUGAGGAUCAAUCUGAUACUUAUGAUUACAAGCUCAUCUAUCAAGAAACUUCUAAACUUUGUUCACAACAAUUCAGUAGACUAAUCACAUUAAACAAAGCUAAGGCACCUGAAAAUCGAUUAUCAGAAGAUGAAUUGACUGAGUUAUGUUUUAAGUCUUCUUGGGUAUUAAAUUUCUUACAUUUAGGAUUAGGCUUUCCUCGAUUUGGAAUUGAUGAUGAAAAAUCUCAAAAGAAUACCCAUUUUAAAUCCCUUGAAUUGGUUGAAGAAUUAGAUGGGUCUGCUUUCUCUUGGACAUUGGGUCGUGCUCUUCUUUAUGCCAAUGAUGAAUAUGUUCAAGCUUUCAAUAAUUAUACUUUAAUAUCUAGAGGAAUAUCAGAAGAUCAAGAAUUAGAAGAUCUACUUACAAGACCCGGAUUAUACUCUUCUUCUGCUCCUAGUGAUUAUCAUUUUGGAGCUGAACAGAAUGGAAUAUACCCUCGUCCACGAUUUGUUAAACCCGACCCAAAUGCAAAAUAUCAUCAUUAUGAUUACGAAACAAACUAUAAGGCAGAAUCUGCAGAACUGAAAUGGUAUAUUGAACCUCAUAGAUGGUAUGGAAUAAUUAUUUUUAUGUUUUUGCUUGGAUUUAUUGGUUGGUUAAUGUUAGGUAGAAGUGGUAGAUCGCUUAUAUUUGAAAAAAUUAGAAUUAAAGCUUCAAGAAUACUCCAUCCUUUCUUAAAUAUAUUCAAUAGAAAUCCCUACAUUGCUGUUAGUGAACAACAUCUACAAGAUCUUGAAAAUGGUGAUGGAUUUGAAUUAGAUGACAUUACCAGUGAAGACGAUAAGCCACAAGAACUGCUACAAUCACAGGGAUCUUCACCUAGUGACGAAGACGAUAUUGACAAACAAUUCAAGAUCGACAGUGAUGAAGAGUAAUUAGUGUAAAUAAUGAAUGUCUAUAUGUAUUUUGUAGUAAGGAGGUGGUGGCUGCAAUUCUUUUUGAAUAUAUGUAUUAACCAAAAGAAAUUGUCCACUGGUGACAAAGGACUCAUAGUUGAAGAAUUGAAUAAUGACAAGUUGUCAAAAGUUACUAUGGUAGAGUAAAAACGUUAAGAGUACGAGUAAGAAAGGAAAGAAUCAGCCUGUGG
Molecule: messenger RNA, 2746 nt
Organism: Scheffersomyces amazonensis
Lineage: Eukaryota; Fungi; Ascomycota; Pichiomycetes; Serinales; Debaryomycetaceae
Product: nucleoside diphosphatase
Exons: 1
Coding region: 102-2534 (810 amino acids)
Biological process (GO): UDP catabolic process
Cellular component (GO): Golgi apparatus
Molecular function (GO): GDP phosphatase activity; UDP phosphatase activity
Source: RefSeq, a predicted model, not a curated record